This is a messenger RNA of Cylicocyclus nassatus, 2105 nucleotides long. The record is from the annotation of a GenBank genome assembly. NCBI's taxonomy places the organism in Eukaryota, Metazoa, Nematoda, Chromadorea, Rhabditida, Strongylidae.
AUGUUGUUUUCGCCGCACGCGCACGCGUGCUCGUUCAGUUGUCGUCGUGUUGGAUGUUUUAUCGAUGGGAAUGGAACAAUUUUUGAUAUGGAACGCUGCCGAUGCCGUCAUCGCCUGUCUGGCGGAAAUCAUCGCAUCCGCCGCUCAGCGCAAGCGGUUCAGCGGUGUCCGCUACUGUGUCGACAGUCGCUGAAGCACCACCGUUGUUGAUGUCCAGCUCGUCUUGCGAAACAGAUGAGACAGACACGCGCACAACGCCGUCACCAUCUUCGUCCACUCGUAAUGGAGAGAGACCAGUUUCUCCAGGUGUCUAUCAAAGGUUGAUUUGCCACUCUGAAGAUAUGCAAAGUCUUAUCCGAACGAUUACAAACGAAGCAAGGAAUCUAAUACAUGCAGAAACAUGUUCAUUAUUUUUGUUGGACAACGAAAACAAAGAGCUGGUGGCGAAUGUAUUCGACAAAGCCGGUGACCUUACAGAAAUUAGAAUUCCAAUGACUAUGGGAGUCGUAGGACGUGUGGCAACUACACGAACAAUGAUGAAUGUGCGCGAUGUACAGAGAUGCCCUUUCUUUUACGCACGCGUUGAUCAGCUGACAGGUUUCCACACUCAAAACAUCCUCUGCUUCCCCAUCAUUGAUAACUCAGGAACAUUUGUCGGAGUUGCGGAACUUUGCAACAAAGCGGGAAGGACUGGCUUUACUCGACACGACGAACAGAAAGCUCGCACAUUCGCGGUAUAUUGCGCGACUAGCAUAUCACACUGUCUGCUCUAUCGAAAAGUGCAGGAGGCUCAACGCCGCUCGCAUAUGGCCGCUGAGCUGUUGGUGCAAGGGUCACAGUUGCUUAUAUCAGAAGAAGAUGUACGCAAACUCACAGAUGAAACGAUCAAGGAGUGGAGGCAUUGGAGCCCGGAUUUUGAUCGGUUUACAUUUUCCCCUCGAUCCAUUGGGGACUAUGAUGCCUACAUGUCUGCUUCGAUGACUAUGUUCAAUGAUCUUGGCUUCACCGAGCGCUAUAGGAUAAAUAAGCGAAAGUUGGCAUCAUUUCUACUACGAGUCGCUCGAGGAUACCGCGAGGUUCCAUACCAUAACUGGUCUCAUGCUUUCUCCGUAGCACACUUUUGCUGGAUUGCUCUACGAACACCAGCUGUAUUGCAUGGUUUGGAUGAACUAGAGCGAUUAGCGCUCUUGAUUGCAUGUCUCUGUCAUGAUAUUGACCAUCGCGGCACAACAAAUGCUUUCCAGCUUCAAUCGAAAACACCUCUUGCUCAACUGUACAGUAGCGAAGGAAGCGUUCUGGAGAGGCAUCAUUAUGCACAGACUGUGCAAAUCUUGCAGAUGAAAGAAUGCAACAUUCUUGAUCAGCUAACGCGAACGCAAUAUCAAACUGUGCUAAGCCAUAUACGCGAUGUAAUCUUAGCUACUGAUAUCGCGGUUCACUUAGGAAAAGUUGGCAGAAUCAAAGCCAUGGUCGAUCAAGGCUACGAUCCAAUGUCUCGUGAUCACCACUAUUUAUUCAUGUGUUUACUUAUGACAUCCAGUGAUCUUUCUGAUCAGUCAAAGGACUUCCGUAAUUCCAAAGCUAUCGCGGAGAAUAUCUACAAAGAAUUUUUCUCACAAGGUGAUCUUGAGAAGCAGAUGGGUAAUAGUCCCAUGGAAAUGAUGGACCGCGACCGCGCAGCAGUGCCCAAGAUUCAGCUCGACUUCAUGGAUACUGUAGCUGUUCCUGUCUUCGAAAUGGUGGCCAAAUUAGUGCCAGAAGGCACGUCAACAUUCGAGGCGAUCACAAUGAAUAGACAGUGUUGGGCUGCUCUUGAUGAAAUCCUAGUUGAACAAGGUAAACUGCCUGCGGUGACUAUCAAAGCCAGGUCGUGUGGAUAUCACUCACAUCGCAUCUCCUUUCAUAUCAAUUUAUUGACUUCAAUCAUCGAUCACCCCGAUCUUCAAAUGUGCAGUAGCGUCGUCGAUGAGCCUUGCUCGAAGAGGGAGAAGACCGGAUACAAAAGUGUUCAUUAUUUUAUGGUGCCAAAAUUGGCGCAGGCGUGCGGGGUGGCCGCAGCGGAUCCGGAUCCGACGCUGCAAGCUAGACUGCACAUUGUUGCUUAG